Messenger RNA from Gopherus flavomarginatus (Mexican gopher tortoise), 4241 nucleotides. RefSeq lists its product as uncharacterized. The record is from RefSeq and is a predicted model, not a curated record. NCBI's taxonomy places the organism in Eukaryota, Metazoa, Chordata, Testudines, Testudinidae. The transcript has 16 exons. Bases 2531 to 3913 code for a protein of 460 amino acids.
AUGAAUCAGAACAAGUGGGUAUUCACCAAUGAAAGCUCCUGCUCCAAUACGUCUGUUAGUCUAUAAGGUGCCACAGGACUCUUUGCUGUUUUUAUCAGUAUAGUUGACUCCCCAGGAGUAUAUGGCAGCCAGGAAGCUACUCUACGUAUUGGUACCGGGGUCUUGCUGCAACACAUUAUUCUCUCGGUGAUAACCACUGUUCCGCCAACUUCAAUGGGUGCAUAUCUGGAAGAGAUUCAGACCCAAGCACUAUUGUCAAGUUAACUGGGCUGUCAUCAGUUCUACAACUGCCACAGCCUACCUGCAUUAGGAAGGGUUCUAGUCCAUGCUAAACUUGUGUGCCAGUCUGCAAGUUCAUGCAAGGGUAAUAAGAAAUCUUGUCUGAGGCAGUUAGGGCAUGUGGCAUCCUGAACUUAACGUGACUCAGCAUGCUAGACUUCACUUAUAGUGUAUGCAGAGCUGGUGGAUGAUGUGUAUAUUGACCAAACAAGCACCCUCUGGACAUCCUGAUUCAUUUACUUGCUCAAGUUCUAUCAUCCAUAUGCAGAACAUUUGCUGUGGGGUACUUUAUACUGCUCUUCUUCCAGCUAUAUGGUUCAUCAAAGAAUCAGCCGUCCAUAUAAACUUCUUGGAUUUAAGCGGCAUACACAGAGCAUGCAAAUUUUUCUCACCUCUGUCAAGUGCCUGAUGAUACUAGUGAUAAAGACAAGGUGAAUGAGGCAGUACCUUUUAUUGGACCAACUUCUGUUGGUAGAAGAGACAAGCUUUUGAGCUACACAGAACUCUUCAGGUCUGGGUGAUGGACAACACAACUACAAUGUUGUACCUCAACAAACAGGGCGGAACAAGGUCCAGUCCUCUAUGUCAAGAGAUGGUACAACUCUGGAACUUCUGCAUUUUGAAGGUGCAGUGCCCUCAAAACCCAUUACCUUCCUGGGGUGCAGAAUGUUCUCACAGAUCACCUCAACAGGAGGUCCCUGGAAAAUCACAAGUGGUCACUGAAAAACAACAUAGUGCGUCUAAUAGUCCAGAAAUGGGGAUAUUCCAGUGUCACUCUUUUCACAACCAGACAAAACUGAAAAUGUCACUGUUUGUUUAUUUCAGGGCCAGUCAGAGUCCAGGUUCUAUCACAAAUACAUUGUGGUCAGUACUGCAAAUAAACAUACGUUGUGAGAUGCACAGUACAUAAUGACCACCCAGAGAGAGUGGCAUCUACUAGCCCCUGCUUGAACAGAACCUUCACAUCACCUUCUGGUGACCGGCCUUUAACUUCAAGGCUUUAAGAACAUAAUUUCCAGUAGGGAUAAAUAGAUUCUUAAAUAUUAUCCAUAAGUACAUUUCACAAUAAUUAUGACAACCAAUAAGCUACUGGCUCUCAGAAGAGACCUUACAUUCCACCCUUUGGUAUGUAGAUACUUUGACCCAGGCAAUCUUUGUAAACCCAUAUGUGCCCUUAUGCCAUCUGCCAGCUGGCACCACAGAGUCCAUGAGUCACAGUUGUCUAUUCACACAUUUGUUGAACAUUAUUUCAUCACAGUAGCUUCCACAGCUGAUGCAGGCUUUGAGAAAUAUGUUCUUCAGUUUUUGUUUUAGUAGACUCCAAAUUCCCACCACCUAAGGAAUUCUUCUGGGUAAUCACCUGAAUUGGAAUAAAUAUAUGUGCCCAAGCACUCCAGAAAGAAGAAACCAUUCCUUACCUGUACAGUAACUAUGGUUCUUCAAGAGUUAUAGUGCAUAUAUAUAUUCCAUGAGUCAUCCUCUUUCCCCACUACUUCAGAGUCUAAUGUCACAGAGAUUCUGGUGCACAGGAACUGAGAGGGCUUUGUGCCCUGACUUGGAGACACAAGGACCCUCAGGGUGCAUGUGCCAUCCCAAUGGGUAUUGCUGACUAAAAGUCUCUGUCUCAAGUGCACACACACACCUGAAGUAGAAUACAUAUCUGGCCAAUGCAUGUCUAAGGACAACAGUUACUGUACAGGUAAGUAAUUGUUCUUAUUGCAAAUUUUAUAUCUAUAGUCCUCCAGUACUCUCUGCUUUGAAGCAAAUAAAGUUCAAAUAUUUGAUUUCUUAAACAGUUCUAUUUUAGAUAUUCCUUUCAAUUUUAUUUUUUGGUGAUACUGCCAUUGGUAACUUUUUGAAAGAGUGGAAAAGGUAGCUAUAAUUCAUUAGUCAUUUACUGUUUAUAUUUGUUAUAGACAAGAUGCAUACUGGUCCUGAGAUACCCUUACCUAUUCUAAAUUGCUCAGCAAGUGAUAUACUGGGAGACUCAAUCUGUGCCAUAAUCUCAUUAGAUUAUGAUAGUAUGUUAACUGUGUGUGAAAGGCUAAGUGGAAAAUUACUUCCAAAGACACUUCGACAGUUUAUCUGGACUGAUAAACUUCUAAAAGCGGAUGCAAAAGUUGACAAGUUGAAAGAAUAAUAAUUCUCGAGAGAGAAACUAGAGUGAAGUUUGGACGAACAGCGGAGCACCAAAUUGCCAAACUGAAAAUUAGAAGUGCCACCCGAUCACCAAUUUCAGUCCUUAUUGAAAAUGCAGUUGUGGAGAAAUAUGAAAAGACACCCUGCAUGCAUUUUUUUUGCCACAAAUGAACAAAUGAUUUCAGAGACCAGCAAAACCCUAAAUGUCCUCUAUGUUUUCAAUGGCACAUAUGAACCCUACUUAAUCUAUUGGCUUUUUCCUUUGCAAAUGGCAUUGAAGCAAAUAAUGCCUACAGCUGAACAUCCCUAUGAAUUGGCUAUGUACCUACAUUUCCUACAUCAAAACUUAUUCCCAUCAUGGACAGAGAUCUUUGCAAUGGCUGAGUGGAUGAUGAGCCUUCUGGAGAGAGAGGAUACUGAAUUCUUCACUCAUCUUCAGCAGUGUUUCAGAAAGAAUUGUGCAGUUGACCUAAAAGAUUUCCUGGUGGAGUUGAUAGUUCGAGAAAGAGAGAAAGCUCAAGAACUCUACACCGCCACAGACAGAUCUGAGCAAAACAAACAUCUAACCAAGGAAUUACUGGCAAGCCCAGUCAUUUUCCUCAGAAAGUGGAUGAGUGAAGGCUUUGUGAGUAUACUGGAUUUUCCUGCAGUGUUCUUGAUUUGGGAUCAAUUGUACAUGCAAGAUUGGAAUCAAAAGGUGAUGGAGAAUUUCUGUCUCUCAAUCCUUAUGCUAUUAAAGGAUUCACUAAUGGCUGCCAAUGAUUAUCCAGCUAUAAGAGAGGUGUUUUUGUUCUAUGGUUGUCAUCUUCUUACAGCUGAUAUUCAAAGGGCCUGGAUUCAUCUUCAGCAAGGUGGUUUACCAUUUGACAUCCCUGGGCUUAGCAGACAAAAUCAAAGGCCGCUUGCUGAUCUGUCUCCAAGGCUCAGUUCAAUGGAAGCAAGAAGAAAGCAAUUUUUGUUCUUUAAUUUAAUAGCUGGAAAGGUUUCGCUUGGCUUCCAGGACCUCUUGCAAGUUGAAGUGAAGGAUGUUUUACUGAAGCUAGUUUUACCAGUACCACAGGUUGAUAUAUCACACAUUGAAACUUGGUUGAAAGAAUUUGACCCUCUUGCUGUGGAGUUAACAGUUUCAGUAUUUUAUGGCCUUGAAAAACUGUGUUCCAAGACUAGCUCUUUUAAACCCUCUCUUCUACAGAAAACCAAAGGAAAAACAGAAAAAAAAAGUGAAACCACUGAAUUUAUUGUUCAGUUCAAUGACUCACUGACUCUCGGAUGGCAAAUGGUGGAUAUAUUUCAGCAAGAAACUACAAAUAUUAGAGCUAUCUGGACACCUAAAGAGUUUUCUACAGUUGUUCCACUGCAUCCUGGGAAACUUCCUUAUAACAUUAUGGAUUAUACUUUGAAGCAUGUCUCAAAAGACUUGGCCCAGGGUCAUUCAAAUAUCCAGUUAAUUGUUUGUGAUACAUCCAAGGAAAGAAAUAGAGAAACAACCAAAUGAGAAGAAUAAGGCUUCAAGAAUCUGACUUUCUGUAUGUACCUUGGAUUCCAUAUAAUUCCGCUCCCAUAUUACCAAGUCCUACAUCAUUAAACUGUCCAUUUGAUCUAUAUAUAGAUGCACUCCAUUAUAUUCCUGAUAAUGCAACAAUAACAAAGGAAACUCUGUGAUUCGUGUGUUUAAUGAUGAUGGGAAGCUAAAUGUAGGAGGAUUUCAAUUAAGACUUAGAGGAGGGAUGCCAACGAAGGAACCAGCAGCUUUUACACCAUCUGCAUUAAAUCAGUAUCCAGUCAUUCCCUGCUGCACUAUACUACUUUGAUUGUUACCACAC